Dreissena polymorpha is the source of this 2086-nucleotide messenger RNA. Its product is annotated as dynein axonemal assembly factor 11-like. Gene Ontology annotation, biological process: outer dynein arm assembly. The coding region runs from base 128 to 1543 and encodes 471 amino acids. NCBI's taxonomy places the organism in Eukaryota, Metazoa, Mollusca, Bivalvia, Myida, Dreissenidae. Gene Ontology annotation, cellular component: cytoplasm. The record is from RefSeq and is a predicted model, not a curated record. The transcript is spliced from 17 exons. Gene Ontology annotation, molecular function: protein binding.
AUGUUAGUAACGUGUAGCCUUUAAUGGAAACUCUUCAUUGGAAACCAAAAUCGGUGGAUGUAAACAAAUAUACAUGUUUUGAUGUGUUUUCAUGUUAUCGAAUAUUCUGGUGUUUUGAUAUAUUAAAAUGGUCCGAAUAACUGAAGAUCUAGUACGGAGAAAGUCUGAACACAAUGAACGAGAGAUAUUUUCACUAGAAGAAUUAUCAUUGCACCAAGAGAAUAUUGAAAGGAUUGAAAAUAUUGACAAAUGGUGCAAGCAUUUAAAGAUUUUGUAUCUACAAAGUAAUUUGAUUCCUAAAAUAGAAAAUGUUGGAAGAUUAAAGCAAUUAAAAUACCUAAAUUUGGCUUUAAAUAAUAUAGAAAGAGUAGAAAAUUUAGAAGGUUGUGAAUCAUUAGAAAAGUUGGAUCUCACAGUGAACUUUGUUGGUGAACUCACUAGUAUUGACAGUUUAAAGAGUCUUGUAUUCUUCAGUGAAUUAUAUCUCACAGGAAAUCCAUGUAGCCAGUUUGAGGGAUAUAGAGAUUAUGUCAUAUCUACACUACAAAACUUAAAGACCCUUGAUGGAACAGCAGUUGAGAGAUCUGAGAGAAUUAUAGCUACACAGAACUAUGGAGUAAUCAGAGCCAGAAUUGUUCAACAACAGAUUGAAUAUAAAAAGAAACGGGAUAAGGAGAGAGAAGAGGCAAGAAUAGCAUUAGAAAAGGAAGAUCAAGAGAAGGAAGCUAAAAAAGCAGAGGCCGAGAAAAAGCCAGGCUUUGAUGGCACCUGGUACACUGAUAUUAAUGCAGAAGAUAAAGAAAAACGUGCCAAGAAACAAACAGAGGAGGCAGAGGAAGAAUUUAAAAAGGACAAAGAGUUCUGGGACACCAAGUCUAUGUUUAGUCCAGAGGAGCGAUUGAAGGCCCACAAGAAACUGGAGGAGCAGAAAGACAGAGACAGGAAACGAGAAGACGCUAAAAACCCUCCAAAGCCUCCCCGACGACUGUUUGCAGACGACGGCCGUCCACUGAAUGUCAAUGAACCCAAAAUCAACUUCAAAUUGACUGAAGAUGAAACAGGGAACUCCUACCUUUUGGAUUACCAAUGCUACAAGUAUUUAGAUACCAGUAUGAUAGAUGUUGAUGUUCAGCCGAAUUAUAUACGGAUAACAACAAAGGGAAAGACCUUCCAGUUGUGUUUAGAACAGGAGGUGAACGCUGAUUCAAGCUCUUGUCAAAGAUCCCUCAUCACAGGACACUUGCUUGUUACCAUGCCAAAGGCAAAGCAGAUUGUCAAAUCCUCACCAAAACCGGCAAAGACCAGCAAUAACAACAAGGAAAACGAAGACAAUGAAACGAAAACUAAAACAAACCGAAAAAACAUGGAGAAACUUGAGGUUGACGAGUCCGCUAGAAAGACAGUAGACAUAGGCAAUAUUGUGAAGGAAAAGGGCGAGGUGACUGUUCCUCCUCUUGGCUCUAAACCGCUCGGCAAAAAGCGGGAGGAGAAACCGUUGAGUGAAAACUUUGUGGACAAUCCCGACGUGCCACCGUUGGAAUGAGUUUUUGAUCUUUGGAGCAUAUUACAUGGAUAAUCUCAGUGCUAUUACAGCUGAAUAAAACUUUUGCCGUUUUGAGUGUUUAAAGCAUCCAAUGGUUGCCCGUGUGUUCUGACAAAAAUAGGUUUAUGUUUUUAGCAAGGUUUAUAUACGAAUUAAUAUUUUAACUCCAGUCCUUGUCAUUGCCUAUCUGAUGAAUUUGAAAAAAAAGUUAUCGUUAAAACUCAACCUGUGCCAACAAAAUUACUUGUUCAUUCAUUUUCAGAAAAUAAAUUUAGGCCCGAAACUUGAACGGUUUUUUGAACCAUCAUCAUUUAAUGUUGCUCUUGACUUGCUCUUAAUUAGAGGAUUGGAUGUAUACAACAUGGUCAAAGUUAAUCAUUUUUAUUUGUUGUGAACUGAAAAUAAUAAUAAUUGCAAAAAUAGUGUUUUGUUAAUAUUCAAAAGCAAACAAUAAUGUAAGUUGCCUUUUUCUUCGAGUCCAUAAUUGUUCACAUGUUGUCGUGACGUGUAUGGUCAUCAAUUAAAGUGCAUUAUUUUCCAGUU